Messenger RNA from Tetrahymena thermophila SB210, 774 nucleotides. Its product is annotated as transmembrane protein, putative. The transcript has 3 exons. Lineage: Eukaryota; Ciliophora; Oligohymenophorea; Hymenostomatida; Tetrahymenidae. The record is from RefSeq and is a predicted model, not a curated record.
AUGAAUUAUCUGAUAAAAUUUGAUUUUUUUUCAUCCAAUUUUAAUUUUUACUUAACAAACAAAUAAAAUAAAAGAGGGACAUUUUAAGGAGCGCUAGUAUCACUAUCAAUCUUAGUAGUAGUGCUUAGUUAUUUCAUAUAUCUCAUUCUAUAGUUCCUUAAUAACUAAAUUGAUCCGAAGUUUAGAUCUUAAAUUUUUGUCACAGAUGAACCAACUGAAAUAUCUCUUCGAAAUGACUUAUUAGCUUUCCAAUACUAGGUAGAUGCAUUUAAUUCGUUAGAUACACUUUAAAAACAAAAUAAUAAAACUUAUCUAGUUCCAAUUGCAUUUUUUCUUUAUCCUAAUCAAAAUGAUAAUACCUAUAUCUCGCUCAACUUCACAGAAUGUUCAAGUGUUAAACUUUAAGGAUAUAAAUGCAUUGAUUUCUCUAACUUAUCUAAUUACAGCUUGAUUUUAGAUGGGAAAUAAAAUUAUUAUUCUUAAAUAUAUUUGUUUUUUUAUCCAUGCCCUGUUGUUGAUGCUUUUAAAACAACUAUGCCAGAUAAUUGUGCUAAUUAAACUGAAAUAGAAAAUUUGGUGGAUUUAAAUGCAGCAGGAUUAAAUUUAAAGCUAACUAAAGUUAGUUAAGGUUUUAUUAUUCAGUCAGAUUCAUAAUAUUCUGGUCCUAUUAACUAUAAUCUAGAAAAUAAUGUAUUCAGCAAUAAAUUUAAUUUACCUUACAUAUAGAUUAUAUUAUACAUAUUAAGAGACAUUGAAGAAAAAUAGUUUGUUUGA